This is a messenger RNA of Sitophilus oryzae (rice weevil), 2127 nucleotides long. RefSeq names its product tyrosine-protein phosphatase non-receptor type 2 (gene Ptp61F). Lineage: Eukaryota; Metazoa; Arthropoda; Insecta; Coleoptera; Curculionidae. Gene Ontology annotation, biological process: protein dephosphorylation. Gene Ontology annotation, molecular function: protein tyrosine phosphatase activity. The record is from RefSeq and is a predicted model, not a curated record. The transcript is spliced from 8 exons. Bases 191 to 1681 code for a protein of 496 amino acids.
CGCUCCUUGUUCAACUCACGGCACCAGAAAAAUGUUAGUCGUUCUCUUUUUAAAAAUGGUGUUUGAAUGUUUCUCGGAAGCUUUGUUUAAGUUUCAUUAAUUUUGAGUGGCGUUGCGAUGUUGGGAGAGUAAAUUAUCGAGUGAACUUGCACGUAAACGAGACAGUUUCAUCAAUUUCCAAUCCAGAAACAUGACUUCCGAACCGCUACCGAACAAUAUCGAAACCGAAUACUUGGAACUGAACUCCGCCGAUGACUGGCCGGCAUUUUAUCAGAAAAUUCGAGCCAAGAGCUUAAAAUUAGGGGGACAGUGUACGGAAGCGUUGAAACCACAAAAUAAAAUCCUAAAUAGAUAUAGAGAUGUACAUCCCUAUGACCAUAGUCGGAUCAAACUUCAAAGAGGAUCGACAGAUUAUAUUAAUGCCAAUUUAUGUAAGGUUGAGAAAGCUAAUAGGAAGUAUAUCCUGACCCAAGGUCCACUGUCAAAUACCGUAAGUCAUUUCUGGCUGAUGGUGUGGGAGCAAGACAGCAAAGCCGUUCUAAUGCUGAACAAACUGAUCGAGAAGAAGGCGGAAAAAUGCUCCCAGUAUUGGCCCCCUUCUAUCGGUGCCGUAAUCAAUUUUGCCGAUGUAGGGCUCAGUUUAGAAUAUUUAGAACAACAAGACCAUUCGUAUUAUUUAACCAGGGUAUUGAGAUUAACGGAUAUAGAAAGUGGAAAAAGUAGAGAUAUUCUGCAGUUUCACUAUACGACGUGGCCGGAUUUUGGGGUGCCGUGUUCGCCGACGAAAUUUUUGGAUUUUUUGAAGAAAGUCCGUAAUGCCGGGGUGUUGGAAGAGGAAGUGGGGCCUCCCGUGGUGCACUGUUCGGCCGGUAUCGGUCGGUCUGGAACGUUUUGCCUUGUAGAUUCCUGUUUAGUUCUUAUCGAAAAAUACGGCCUAAAUUCCGUGAACGUGGAAGAUGUGCUGCUGGAAAUGCGAAAAUAUCGUACCGGGCUGAUCCAGACGCACGAGCAGCUCCGGUUUUCGUAUCAGGCGAUCAUCGAAGGUGCCAAGCAGUUACUUAAUUCAAAUAAUUCGGACGACGAGUCCGAAUCUAAGUCCAAUCACAUUAACGAUAGCGGCGCGGGCGACUUGAUAGAAGCCGCCGCCAGUUCGGACGAGGACGACGACGAGCCCCCUCCCCUGCCCCCGCCCAGGACUGACAGCUUGAAAGCCGUCCAGAACGGUCUGGCGGACAGGCCGCUGCCCACCAUACCGCAGAGCGUUUCGGAUUACGAUUUGACGUACAAGGAGAACGGCGCAGACGCAGACGAGAUUCGCAUCCCGAGUGGACCUCUGCCCGUUGUCCCAAUCGAUCUAGAGGAGGAAUUGAGCAGCGAAGAUUCCUUGGAAGAAGACGAUGAAGACGACAUGAACGAAGACAAGGGCUCUGUGGGUUCGGAUAGUCCCAGCUCUAUCGGGAACGACGACGCAUCAAUCACCACCAACGUGUCCGAGCUGCGCCAUCGCCGCCGCAUCGAGCGCAAGCAACAGAUGGAGCAGCAGGUGCGCGACAUGAAGCGCCGCCAGCAGGCCAACGAACAGUGGCAGCAACUGAAGAGGUCUCUAUACUUUCCUUUAAUGGUGGGCGGCGCCCUCCUCUUGGGGGGCGGCCUCGUCGCCUACUACUACCUUAAGCAAUAGAAACAGCCGUCGCACGUCUAGCCAAUAAGUCGAGUCGAUCGAGUUACUACUUAAUACGCGUGGCCGCGCGGUACCAACCAUUAUAUUGGGCCGACUAAAGUCCCUAGAGUAGAGGCGGGAAAUUUAAACAGGGUGUCUCGUAUUUUGUGGAUUGUCUCGCUUUCAAGGAGAGAUACAAAGAUGCUGAUCAUUAAAGAGACAAGCCUGUAAAGCGCUCGAAAAUGGGACGCCCUGUACAGUGCUUUCAUUUCGUUUUGUUCAGCUCUCAACUGACUAUAACUUUUCCUGUUUUUAGAGAUAGAACAUGCAAUAAAAAUAAAUUAUGCGGUUUUUAGUCAAGUUUCAUGGUUUAUUUAUAUCAUAUACCGUGCUGGCAACUGUUACUUUUGGGUCGGAACUUACAUGUGUGAAAGUAAAUCGCAUAGGGAUCUUAUUAAGUCGGAGUG